Molecule: messenger RNA, 1578 nt
Organism: Doryrhamphus excisus (bluestripe pipefish)
Lineage: Eukaryota; Metazoa; Chordata; Actinopteri; Syngnathiformes; Syngnathidae
Gene: ufd1l
Product: ubiquitin recognition factor in ER associated degradation 1
Biological process (GO): ubiquitin-dependent protein catabolic process; ERAD pathway
Cellular component (GO): VCP-NPL4-UFD1 AAA ATPase complex
Molecular function (GO): polyubiquitin modification-dependent protein binding
Source: RefSeq, a predicted model, not a curated record
UGUUUACGUCAACCCAUGUACUUCCGGUAUGAGCGGAAGACAACAGAAGGGAGCUACACGGCUCGUAUGUAAAUGUUAAAGAAGCAUAACACAAGCUUGUAUCUUUGUUUUGGACGAUUCGAGGGAACAAAGAUCAAAACGUUAACAUGUUUUCCUUUCACGUCUUCGACCACCCGAUGACUCGGGGGUUCCAGAACCGCUUUUCCACUCAGUACCGCUGUUACUCGGUGUCGAUGCUGGCAGGUCCAAAUGACCGAUCUGAUGUGGACAAAGGAGGCAAAAUUAUAAUGCCACCUUCAGCACUUGACCAACUCAGUAGACUUAAUAUUACCUACCCUAUGCUGUUCAAGCUAACCAACAAGAAUUCAGACCGAAUGACACACUGUGGUGUUCUGGAGUUUGUGGCCGAUGAGGGCAUCUGCUACUUGCCACACUGGAUGAUGCAGAAUCUCCUGCUAGAGGAAGGUGGUCUGGUCCAGGUGGAGAGUGUUAACCUUAUGGUGGCCACCUACUCAAAGUUUCAACCACAAAGUCCUGACUUUUUGGACAUCACAAACCCAAAAGCAGUCCUGGAGAAUGCUUUACGGAACUUUGCCUGCUUGACCACUGGUGAUGUCAUAGCCAUCAACUACAAUGAAAAGAUAUAUGAGCUCCGGGUGAUGGAGACCAAGCCGGAUAAAGCUGUAUCCAUCAUUGAGUGCGACAUGAAUGUGGAUUUUGAUGCUCCUUUGGGUUACAAAGAGCCCGAACGCCGGACUCAGAACCAGGAAGAACCAACUGAGGAAGAAGGAGAUUCAAGCAGUUACUCCGAUAUGGACUUGGGAUUCAGAGCUUUCACUGGCUCUGGCAAUCGUUUGGAUGGUAAAACAAAAGGGAUUGAGCCCAGCCCUGCUCCUCUGGCGGCCAGCGACAUUAAAAGAGGUAUUCCCAACUAUGAAUUCAAAGUUGGCAGGAUCACCUUCAUCCGAAACUCCAGGCCACAGCCUAGGAAAAUGGUAGAUGAUGAUGAUGCCAUGAACAGAUUCAUCGCCUUCUCCGGACAAGGACAAUCAUUACGCAAGAAAGGCAGAAAGCCUUAAUGGGUUCCAGCAAGACUUCAAUCACACCUACACACACACCUACACACAAACACGUAUUGACACCUACACCGGCAGAUUGAAAUCCUCCUUUUGAGUGCACUGGGACGUUGCAUCUCCAUCCUUUUGAAAUUGCAGUUGUGCUGUGGAGGUGGGCUUGGACAUUCUCUUUUAGUAAGUGCUGCUGCUCAAAGGUAGGAUCCAUAAAAUGCAGCCAGUGGUUGGUUUGAAUUCUUUUCCCAAAACAUGACCAAGACUAAUUUUUGAAGCAUCAUUAUUUGGGCUUGAAGAUUUACUUUACCUAUUAUUAUUUUGUAAUUAUUAUUGUUGAGGAUUUUCCAAUCCGCUUAUAAUAUACUGUUAUCCCAUUAGGCUUCCCAUUGUUGUGAGAAAAUGGGUGCAAUAUUUGUUUUUAAUAAUCUUCGAAAAAUGUUUCAUUUUCUGAGACAUUGUAUGGGUCCUUUGGUUUAUUUAUAAAUAAAUAAAUGAUUGUUACAUUAAA